Messenger RNA from Galdieria sulphuraria, 1581 nucleotides. RefSeq lists its product as uncharacterized. The transcript has 5 exons. The coding region runs from base 82 to 1551 and encodes 489 amino acids. Gene Ontology annotation, molecular function: RNA binding. The record is from RefSeq and is a predicted model, not a curated record. NCBI's taxonomy places the organism in Eukaryota, Rhodophyta, Bangiophyceae, Galdieriales, Galdieriaceae.
ACAAAUUUCGUUUUCUGAAAUUAGAUUUUUGAAGGGGUUGGAAGGCCGAUUGGUUUCGUGUUGAGAGAACUUUUUCGUUCCAUGGACCAAGUACCGCACUUUGACUUGAGUAAUAGUAGACAUGAAAGUUAUGGGCAGCAGAAUCGACCUGUUGGUUCUGGGUUUUCUCCUAGAAAUACACAAAUACCUCAAUGGGCGCCAACUUCUUCACAGACACUUGCUGCUCCCUACAUAGGAGCAAGAGUUUCGUUGAUUUCUAACUCAGAAAUUCGAUAUGAAGGUACUUUGGUAGAUAUUGACACGAAGGAAAGUACCCUGUCUUUACAAAAUGUUAGAACGCUAGGAACAGAAGGAAGACCAAGAAAUGGACCACAGAUUCCACCCUCUCCUGAAUUAUACGAUUACAUUGUGUUUAGAGGUUCCGAUAUAAAGGACUUACAGGUUUUGGAACCUCCUCUACGACAAAAUGUAUUUCAACAGUAUCCUCGAUCUCUAGAUGACCCUGCAAUUUUAAGUGGUGGCUCUUCGUACACCCCCCUCGGAGGAAUGGGGUAUAGUGGAUUAUAUGACUCCCAUUCUUUAGGAGGAACAAACUUUGGAACGAAUCAAGGAAUUCCUUCUGUAAUGCCACAACAGAGUUUUCAUUCGCAUACUCAACAACAGUAUCCUGGAGUCUUUUCACCUUUCCAACACGGUCCUUGGGGUUUGGUACCAGCGGAGAGUUCUCACGACCCUCUGGAAGCCGAACGGAAAGUGAAUAUCCCUUUCGGUUCUGACAGACAGGUUCAAGGGACUAUGCCAUUAGGCGCGCAACGAUUGGAACCCGCCGAAACGGAAACUUCGAAGGCACCUUUGCCUGCAGUUGGAGCACCCUCUAAACCUCGAGGCUGGGGACCACCUCCAACCAAAGGUUUGGAUGCAAGACAGAUUAAAGAGUCUACUAUUCAAGAUAUUUCGCAGCAAUCAAGAGAUACUGAAAGAAAAGAUUCGUUUCACAAAGAAUUAAUAGAGUCAGAACCAAGUACAAACAAUAGCAAAGCAGUAGCAAAUGGAGUCGACUCAUCGGAGCGUAGUUAUAUUCGCACUCAACAUGGACAAAACUAUGAUCGUGGAAGUUAUCGAGGUAGAGGUCGGCCAUACUAUAGAGCUAGCCGAGGAAGUGGUUCUCGAAAUCGAAAUAGAGUGCAAAAUUCCGUUGCUGUUAAGGAAUCGCGUAUAGAAGAGUUUGAUGUGGUGGCUAUGAACGAAAAAUUUGAAAAGUUGGGACAGAAAGGAAAUAUGAUAAGCAAGUUAGCUUUUUCGAUCGUUUAUCUUCUUCCACCCACAGAAUCGAAGGAAGAGGACAGAUCCAAGCUAUCUGAGAUGCGAAAGCUUGACGCCGAAACUUUUGGUCGAGACUCCUUGAGUCAAAGAGGCGGAGGUGGAGCCUGGCAUGGUUCUAAUCGUUAUGGGGGAAGAGGUCGUCCUCGUUAUUAUGAGAGUAGUAAUUCUGGAUAUAGUCGACCACAUAGUUCAGGCCGUGUUUAUCGUAUUCGCGGAAGUACUUCAUAAAUGGAAAUGGGAAAUGUUGUGUUGUCAGUU